This is a messenger RNA of Phycodurus eques (leafy seadragon), 1456 nucleotides long. RefSeq names its product vacuolar protein sorting 36 homolog (gene vps36). Gene Ontology annotation, molecular function: phosphatidylinositol-3-phosphate binding; ubiquitin binding. The transcript is spliced from 14 exons. Gene Ontology annotation, biological process: protein transport to vacuole involved in ubiquitin-dependent protein catabolic process via the multivesicular body sorting pathway. The record is from RefSeq and is a predicted model, not a curated record. The coding region runs from base 54 to 1202 and encodes 382 amino acids. Lineage: Eukaryota; Metazoa; Chordata; Actinopteri; Syngnathiformes; Syngnathidae. Gene Ontology annotation, cellular component: late endosome membrane; ESCRT II complex.
CUUAGACGCUAGUGCGUUUUAGUAGGGUACAAUCUGACCUCAGUAUCACAGAAAUGGAUCGGUUUUAUUGGUCAAACGGUUUGUUGGAAAUUAACGAGACUUUAGUAAUACAACAACGAGGCGUCAGAUUGUAUGAUGGUGACGACAAGGCUAAACUAGAUAUUGGAAUUGCCUUGCUGAGCACCCAUCGCUUGAUUUGGAGGGACGGUAAAAAUCAUGACUGCUGUAUUUCCAUGCCAUUGUCACAAAUCAUAUUUUUUGAGGAGCAGGCUGCAGGAAUUGGGAAAAGUGCAAAAAUUGUUAUACACCUGCAUCCAGUACCUGCUAACAAGGAGCAAGGUCCCUACCAAAACAGCAAGUUUUCCUACAUCAAGCUCUCUUUUAAAGAACAUGGUCAGAUUGAGUUUUUCAGGCGGCUAAAUGAGGAGAUGACUCAAAAGAGAUGGGAGAACACACCCGCUUCUCCACCCAUCCCAACAGGAGUCGGCCCACAGGCAGGAAGGAUACGCGCAGUCGGGAUUGUUGGCAUUGAGCGAAAGAUAGAGGAGAGGAGGAAAGAAACGGACAAAAACAUCUCAGAGGCCUUUGAGGAUCUCAGUAAGCUGAUGGUAAAGGCCAAAGAGAUGGUAGAGCUGUCCAAAUCUAUAGCUAACAAGAUAAAAGACAAGCAAGGGGACAUAACAGAGGAUGAGACCAUCCGCUUUAAGUCAUACCUGCUCAGCAUGGGUAUCGCUAACCCCGUCACUAGGGAAACACAUGGCUCAGGCACACAUUACCACAUGCAGCUGGCUAAACAACUGGGAGAUAUGCUCCAGGCCCCUCUGGAUGAACGCGGAGGCAUGAUGGCGCUCACUGAGGUGUACUGUCUGGUCAACCGGGCUAGAGGAAUGGAGCUUUUGUCCCCAGAAGAUUUAUUAAAUGCAUGCAAGAUGUUUGAGUCUUUGAAGCUCCCAUUGAGGCUGCGUGUAUUUGACAGCGGCGUGAUGGUGGUCCAGCUGCAGUCUCACAGCGAAGAGGAAAUGAUCGCCUCAGCGCUGGACAAUGUGUCAGAGAAAGGAUCUUUAACAGCAGAGGAAUUCGCUAAACUCUUGGGUCUCUCAGUGCUUCUGUCUAAGGAGCGUUUGCUACUGGCUGAGAAGAUGGGCCACCUGUGUCGAGACGACUCCGUUGAGGGUUUGAGGUUCUACCCAAACCUCUUUUGAGGCGUUUGCAUCUAUCAUGAAUUACAUAGAAAUACAUCCGAACUAUCACGCAGUGUAAUCUCUGCAUCAUAUCAUGUUCAGAACUAUUUUUGCCCGUGUACCCAUUCUUCCCAAACCAAAGUGAAAUAUGCUGGACAAAAUGGAGCUUGCAAUAGAAUGGUGAUCAUUACUCACAGUGUGUCAGAAAGGAAUUUUUGUAUGAAUUAAUAUGUUGAAAAUCAUGUGAAUAAAUCCCACCUGGGCCACUUUCAUUA